UCUGGUCCCGAUUCUCCAGGCAUAGGUUUGUAUUCAAGUACUUUAAUGAUGUUUACAGAUUGCUGGAGAGCCCUUCCAAGGCUUGAAUAAUCUGGUCUGUCUGUUCAUUCCCAUUAUGGUUUCCCGUCUGUAACUCCUGAUAGGUUUGGUAUCUCAAUUCGGCCUUCCAUUUCCACCCCUCAUCAGCUGAGGGAAUCAUGCAGCAGAGACUGAAUAAAUCUUGCAAGGUUGCAUUAAACAUUUGUUUAGUACUGCGGACAUACUGAGCAAACUGUGCUGGUUGUUCUUUUCUAUCUGGGGCCUGAUUCAUGAUCAUUAUCAUUUCCUGAGGCUUCCAGGGUGCAUACACAGGAAUUACUGAGGGCUGUCCCUCCUCCUGCUCGUGGAUUGGGCAGCAUUCAGGUUAAAAAUGACAAGGAAUUUGUCUACGGAAAUCUCGAACACAACACACCAGUUUUUCUGUCUCUGUCCAGAUAUUUAAGAAGUGGAGCAAGGGAUUCACUCGAUCAUCCUUCCUGCUCAGACUGUGGGGAGGGAUUCACUCGAUCAUCUGACCGACUGGCACACCCGUCAUUUUACACAGGAGAGAUCCCAUUCAUCUGCUCAGACAGUGGGAAUGGAUUCAGUCGGUCAUCUCAACUGAAGGUACAUCAGCAAGUUCACACUGGGACAAGGCCAUUUACCUGUUCUGUGUGUGAGAAGGAAUUCAGUCAGUCUUCCCACCUGUGGACACACCAGUCAGUUCACACUGGGCAGAGGCUGGUCAUCUGCUGAAUUUGUGGGGAAGGAUUCACUCGGUCAUCUGACCUAAUGGCUCACCAGCGAGUCCACACCGGGGAGCGGCCAUUCACCUGCUCAGACUGUGGGAAAAGAUACACUUGGUUAUCUGAACUGAAGGUACAUCAGAGAGCUCACACUGGAGAGAGGCCGUUCACCUGCUCAGACUGCGGGAAGGGAUUCACUCAGUCAUCCACCCUAGUGGCACACCAGCGAGUUCAUACUGGGGAGAGGCCGUUCACCUGCUCAGUCUGUGGGAAGGGAUUCACUUGGUCAUCUAAACUGAAGGUACAUCGGCGAGUUCACACUGGGGAGAGGCCAUUCACCUGCUCAGACUGUGGGAAGGGAUUCACUUGCUCAUCUCAACUCAAGGUACAUCAGCGAGUUCACACUGGGGAGAGGCCGUUCAUUUGCUCAGACUGUGGGAAGGGAUUCACUCAGUCAUCUAAAUUGAAGGUACAUCAGAGUGUUCACACCGGGGAGAGGCCAUUCACCUGCUUGGACUGUGGGAAGGGAUUCACUGAGUCAUUUCAUCUACUGAGACACCAGUCAGUUCACACUGGAGAGUGGCCAUUCACCUGCUCGGACUGUGGGAAGGGAUUCACUUGCUCAUCUAAACUGAAGGUACAUCAGGGAGUUCACACUGGGGAGAGUCCGUUCACCUGCUCAUUGUGUGGGAAGGGAUUCACUUUAUCAUCUCAGCUACUGAGACACCAGUCAGCCCACAUAGGGAAAUGGCCAUUUACCUGCUCAGUCUGUGGGAAAGGAUUCAUUUUCUCAUCUCAACUGAAGGUACAUCAGCGAGUUCACACUGGGGAGAGGCCAUUCACCUGUUCAGACUGUGGGAAAGGAUUCUUUCAGUCAUCCCACCUUCAAGAACACCGGUUCAUUCACACUGGGGAGCGGUCGUUCAUCUGCUCAGUAUGUGGGAAGGGAUUCACUCGGUUAUCUCAACUACAGAGACACCAGCGAGUUCACACAGGGGAGAGGCCAUUCACCUGCUCUGUGUGUGGGAAGGGAUUCACUUGGUCAUCCCAACUACAUAAACACCAGCGAGUUCACACUGGGUAGAGGCCGAUCACCUGCUCAAUCUCUGGGGAGAGAUUCUUUCAGCCAAAUCAAUCAAAUGUGCAUCAUUGAGUUCACACUGGGGAGAGGCCGUUCACCUGUUGUGAAUGUGGGAAGCGAUUCACUCAGCCAUCUAAGCUUAUGUAACUCUCGCUUCAGCUAGCAGCUUAAUAUAAGGGUUGAUAGCCUCCCAGCCCGGGCAAGUUACGAAAUCUCGUUUGGGUGGAUGCUGCGUGAUGUGUCCCCUGUUACAAAUCAGUAUCCCAAAAUAACAAAUGGUACACAAUAUGUGAUUAAACGAUUGCUCUUUAUAAUACUUACUUUGACUAUAGGGUUAGUAAAGUAAACAAAAAAAAAAGAAAAAGGGCCCACUCUCACCAUUCGUGCCUUCUCAUCUCU
This is a messenger RNA of Mobula hypostoma (lesser devil ray), 2244 nucleotides long. RefSeq names its product gastrula zinc finger protein xLCGF3.1-like. The record is from RefSeq and is a predicted model, not a curated record. Gene Ontology annotation, biological process: regulation of transcription by RNA polymerase II. Gene Ontology annotation, molecular function: RNA polymerase II cis-regulatory region sequence-specific DNA binding; DNA-binding transcription factor activity. NCBI's taxonomy places the organism in Eukaryota, Metazoa, Chordata, Chondrichthyes, Myliobatiformes, Myliobatidae. The transcript has 2 exons. Bases 811 to 1848 code for a protein of 345 amino acids.